Messenger RNA from Pelobates fuscus (common spadefoot toad), 1053 nucleotides. It is a transcript of the gene GMNN, whose product is annotated as geminin DNA replication inhibitor. Gene Ontology annotation, cellular component: nucleus. Gene Ontology annotation, biological process: negative regulation of cell cycle; negative regulation of DNA replication. The record is from RefSeq and is a predicted model, not a curated record. Lineage: Eukaryota; Metazoa; Chordata; Amphibia; Anura; Pelobatidae. The transcript has 7 exons. The coding region runs from base 75 to 719 and encodes 214 amino acids.
GGCGCACAGUAUAAGAAGGGGCGGAGCGCGGGAAAGCUGUAUCAUAACACAGUGAGAAGGACACACGGAGGUUGAUGCUCGCGCGCAGACCUGUAAUGAAUACAAAUAUGAAGCAGAGAGCUGACUCAGAGAAGCCUUCAAUGUCAAAGAACUACUUGGUGAAUAAGACAAAUGCCUGUGUUGCUCCAAGGAGGACGUUAAAAGUUAUCCAACCCUCUGCAGCUGGCCAUCUUGUUGGAAGAGAUAAAGAGCCCACCAAGAAUUCUACAAAAAGAAAACUCUGGAACGAUCAGCAAUCGUCAAAGAAAGCUAAAGUGGAAAUUGCUAUUGACCCAGAACAAGGAGAAAAUCAAGGCUGUUCAAAUGAAGCAUUUGAACUUAUGGUGAAAGAGAAUCCUACUUACCUCUACUGGAAGGAAAUAGCAGAGGAAAGAAGAAAGGCACUUUAUGAAGUAUUACAAGAGAAUGAAAAGCUACACAAAGAAAUAGAAUUCAAAGAUAAUGAAAUUGAGCGCUUGAAGCAGGAAAAUGAUGAGUUAAUGGAGCUUGCAGGACAUGUGCAAUACAUGACUAACAUGAUUGAGAGGCUAACUGGAAGUGCCCCACAAAGCCUUGAAGAUCUAAAAAAUUUAGACUUGGAAGAAGCAAGGUGUGAUGAAGCAGAGUGUGAGGAGGAACAGGACUUAAGUUCUGAUAGUCUGAAUGAAGCAUCUGUUUAACCUAUGGUGGACUGUCAUUUGACUUUUAUUUUAAAGUGGCCAAACUAAUCUUGACUUAUCUGGGAUAAAUACAACUCCCCCCACACUUAAAGAAAGCAAUCUCAUACUCUUCCAAAGGCAGAACGCUUUGAUUUUAAAAUUUAUGGAACAUCCAAUGACAUCUUGAUUGGGCUAGACUAGCCUAUAUCUGAAAAUGUUUGUAUUCCAACUGGUCACUUGUCUCUACAGCAAAUACUAUGUAUUUUUCUACUUUAUAUUCUGUAAAUAGUUUUUAAUCUGUUGGCCUUGAUCCGAGGUGGUUGUAUAUAUUUGAAUAAACUUCAAUUUGAAUGUA